CAUCUUUAUAGCAAGCUAAAGAUUUGUUAAGCCACUCAGAAAACACAGAAACACAAAAAAAUAAGAACAAUUUUCCGCAAUGGCUCCGAAAGCUCAAGACACAGGCUUGGCCGAGAUGGACUUGAUAUUUCUGGACGCAAUUCUGCCGAGGUGCUUCAAGGACAUUACCACCCACAAAGCGUUCUUCAAGGACUACUCGGUCGACAAGCCGAAGCGAACCAUUACCGCCUUUCGGCACCAAACGGAUCCUGCUCUGAUUUCGGGACACUAUGCCAACAACCUGAAGGUGCGGGGCCAGGAGUUGAAGACCAGGACAUGGCCGAGGUCCAUGGACUGGCGCGAGGAGUACGCGCAGUUCGUCAAGAAGAACAAGUGGUGCAACGAGGAGAUCUACAAGCUGUUCUUCGUGAAUCCACCGAUUGACUACUUCCUUAUCAGGGAAUACCUCAGGGAUCUGCUCAACACCACUUACAUAUCGGACUACUCCCCCAACAGCUACACGUCGCUGAGAAGCCAGCGAAGACACGAUGUCGCCCCCAACUUCGACAACUUCAACAACAUUGACUACCAGACGACCUACGGCAACUACCACAAUCGCAUUCAGGAGGAGAAUCCGUUCAAGUCGAACCUCUUUUCGGAACGAGAGCUAAAACCCAAGGAAAUGAAAAUCGGGCAGUUCACCAAGGAGAUGCGCAAGCUGUUCACCAAGUACAAUCUCACAACCUACUACGAGACGAUCUGCCUCCCAGCCUUGAUAAAGGCCAAGGAUGGGAUAAUGCCAUCGGGACCGAUCGAUCGCUACACCCUUCGCAAGCAUUAAAUUUAACUUGAAUUUCACAAUUUUUAAAACGUUUUUAGGCCAUAUUACACUAAUGAUACACUAAUUUUAAAUAAAAGAAAGCAACUUAAAAGUA
Drosophila ficusphila is the source of this 914-nucleotide messenger RNA. RefSeq lists its product as uncharacterized. The record is from RefSeq and is a predicted model, not a curated record. NCBI's taxonomy places the organism in Eukaryota, Metazoa, Arthropoda, Insecta, Diptera, Drosophilidae. Bases 80 to 820 code for a protein of 246 amino acids. The transcript has a single exon.